ACCGGGGCUGAGGAGGAGUGAGUGACGAGGAGGGAGCGAUCACCACCAGCACCAGGGAAAAAAAAUACCAGGAGCGAUAAAAUGCACGAACGACAGGGAUCCACUAUUUGACUUGUCAGUAUUACGCUUUUCGCGCUUUGGGGUUUUGGCGUCGGUGAGGCUUUUUUUUUUUUCAUUUUUAAUUGGGGAACGUUAGGUGAAUGACAUGAAGCUCCUCUGUGUGUCUGGUUUUUAGCCAGUUGGCUGCAAUUCCAGGGAUGGCUCUCUGAGAGCUAACCUAGCCAGCUAACUAUUAGCCUGCCCGUUCAGCUACCUUGGUCGCUGGGUGCCUCCGUCUGAAGAGGUACUUGUCCUGGGCGCCGACUACUCGUUAACACAGCCCAGGGUUCGUGGAGGACUUAAGGCGGGGGCUCAGCCUAUCUGGAUGGACUCUUGGACGGGGCUUGGACAGUGUUGGUGUCGGGGCGGCUAGGCUUGUACUCGGCCGGGCAACCAGAGGGGGGAUUGCACAAAUGCGGCCGUGGCAGCUAACUCUGUCCCACUAUCUCUGGGACCGAAGUUGGUAGUGUUAUGUAUUUUUCCUCGAGGCCAGGCGCAAAAAGUGAUUUUUUAAAAAAAAAUUGGCGCAUUGGAAAUUCGUCAAGUUGUCACGUUAGCUUGGUUAUAGCGUUGGUAGCAUUUAGCUCAAGGGCUAGUUACUGAGUUAUCCAAACUAAAACAGGCUCCCGUGGAAAGUGCAUCAAACGAAAUGCUUCUUUGCGCCCUUGACAGGCUUCUAAGGUGUUUGCUGACGUGUUGCGUUGCAAAUUGUCUGUGAGGAGCUCCCGGUCCCUGUAGCCUGAGGAUUUGCUGAAGAUUUCUGACUAACGUUGAUCUGUCAAAUAUUUAACUCUUGACAGCAGUUUUCGCAUCAACAAAGGAGGCCGGGCUCUGCAGAGACUCUCCAGCUCCGUUCUCAGUGUCUGGAUACAAGUUGUUGAAAGGAGACUGUUGAGCAGGGGGGUGGGGGGGGUUAUUUAUUUGAUACUUUGUGUGAGGUCCAGCCCGGCGCCCCUUGUUAGACGGGCUUGUUCAGCUCAUGCGGUGAUGACUUUAGACUCCAUGAUGGCUUGUUGCCUGAGUGAGGAGGCGAAGGAGUCCAAACGAAUCAACGCUGAGAUCGAGAAGCAACUCCGGCGAGACAAGAGAGAUGCAAGAAGGGAGCUGAAGCUGCUUCUGCUGGGUACUGGAGAGAGUGGCAAGAGCACUUUCAUCAAACAGAUGAGAAUAAUCCAUGGGUCAGGCUACACAGAUGAGGAUAAGAAGGGCUUCACCAAACUGGUCUACCAGAACAUCUUCACCUCAAUGCAGGCCAUGAUACGUGCAACUGAGACCCUCAAGAUCCCCUUCAAGUAUGAACAGAACAAGAAUAAUGCACUGGUGGUGCGUGAGGUGGACGUGGAGAAGGUUUCGUCAUUUGAUCAGCCGUACAUUGGGGCGAUAAAGAUGCUGUGGACCGACCCUGGCAUCCAGGAGGCAUAUGAUCGCAGGAGAGAGUACCAGCUCUCUGACUCAACCAAAUAUUACCUUAGCGAUAUAGAUCGAAUAGCAACACCAGGCUUCGUGCCCACUCAGCAGGAUGUGCUGCGGGUCCGAGUGCCUACCACCGGCAUCAUUGAGUACCCGUUUGACCUAGAGAAUAUUGUCUUCAGGAUGGUGGAUGUAGGGGGUCAGAGGUCAGAGAGGAGGAAGUGGAUCCACUGCUUUGAGAAUGUCACCUCCAUCAUGUUCCUGGUGGCGCUCAGCGAAUACGACCAGGUCCUGGUGGAGUCAGACAAUGAGAAUCGUAUGGAGGAGAGUAAAGCUCUUUUCAGGACCAUCAUCACAUAUCCCUGGUUCCAAAACUCCUCUGUCAUUCUCUUCCUGAACAAGAAGGACCUGCUGGAGGAGAAGAUUAUGUACUCUCACCUGGUUGACUACUUCCCAGAGUUUGAUGGGCCUCAGCGGGACGCUCAGGCAGGCCGGGAGUUUAUCUUGAAGAUGUUUGUGGACUUGAACCCAGACAGUGACAAGAUAAUCUACUCCCAUUUCACGUGUGCCACCGACACGGAGAACAUCCGGUUCGUCUUCGCAGCCGUCAAAGACACCAUCCUGCAGCUCAACCUCAAAGAAUACAACCUGGUGUGAACAAGAGAGAGAGAGAGAGAGAGAUGGAGCCCCCCACCCACACACCCACAAUGCAGAGUCCACUUGUAGAACAUGCGCAUCUGCAUAAAAUGCACUGCUCCUCAAGGAGAUGAGCAUUUAGUUUACCAGACCAACACUCCCCAUGUUUUGUCCCUUCUGUCCACUCAGAUCGGAUCUGUCCCCCUCCUUUCACAAUCACACUUAAACCACACGAAAUAUAGCACUCCCUCCGUUUGUCCUCCUCUCUGGUGGGGUUUUGGUCUGCUCCUGGGCUCCUCCUGCUCUUCUUCUGGCCCUCGAUUGUGGCUCACAUUUUUCUUUCUUUACACUACAUUAUCACUUGUGCUUGUGUGUUUGAGGUGCGUAGAGGGCCUUCUCUGGGUAGCCUGAGCUUUUAAGGACAAAGGGCUCUCUCCUGUUCUUAUUUAACCCGUGCAUGCUACACACUACAGCAUGAGGACAUGAGCCCAGGCUGCAGGAUCUGGACUCAUCUGCAAAGGGUAACUAACUACGAUGAUAGAAGCAUAUAAUCAGGCAGUGCUGGGGUGCAGCGUGGUACUUGGUUGCCCAGGUCUUUAAGUAUGUUUGAUUUUUUUUUUUCUCCCCCAAAUCAGAGCAAAGGAGCUCUGUUGAAUGUUAAUAAAGUUCACGCUCCUCACACAGAGUGAGGGCCACGCAGAGACAUGUUCUCUGUUGACUUAUAUUUCCACGUAACAUCUUGGUUGUUUUAUUCCUGCUAUUAUCCACCAGUCAAAGAUGACUACUUAAAGAAGCGCAGCCCUUAAGGAAGAGUCACAUUAUGUUUCUAAAAGACAAUUUAAAAUGCAGGAACACACUGUACAUCAACUCGCCUGUAAUUUUGUGUCACAUUGCCAAAUUAAGUCCAUAUUUUUUUUUCUGUAAAUAUAAUUACGUAGCCAGUAUCAUAUUCAGAAGUAGAAGAUGUUUGGGAACUGAUAUUGCCAAAAUGAAGUGUUUUCUCGUUUUCUCUCCUCUUGGAUCAUUCAGAUGUUGGCGGCAUAGCGACUCUCUUUGCGUGGCAUUUCUUCACGUCAGCAGUUGUCUGAAUCACACAUGUAACCGUACUAUGAUUUAUUUUGUUCCGAUUGAUGGUGAGAAUCAUUUUCUUGUGCACAACGUGUGAAUGACACCAGAUUAGUUCGGUGGAAUAGUCGGCUAUAGAUCGAAAUAAAGCUUCUUGCGUUGCCACUCGGCUGCAGUUGGUUGGCUUUUGUUUUACCAUAUUAUUCGGCCAACAUUUGAUAAACGGUCACAUAAAGCGAGAGAGUAAAUAGUUCUUUUUUUUUUUGUAUGUCUAAUUUAUCAAUCAGAUCAGUAAGUGAGACUUCCUCCCCAGUUUCAGCUCAAAGAUUUUUCCAACCUUGGAGAUGGGAGGAGAUUUUAUACUGCUGUAAAAUAUCAAAACUAUUUUAUGGACAAGUGUUCUAUCUUUCUAAUGAUACUUCAUAUAUUUAGCUGUCGCCGUUCUGUUUUGAAAUGCUUGACGAAGGGCAACACUAUUUCCCCCCCGUCAGGUUUGUGCUUUAUGCAAAAGUAAAAUGAAAACAGACAAAAAAUACUUGGUGGUUUAAAUAUUUACUGUUCGAGGAUGCUUGCAAGUCUCUUUUUUUUUGUAACUUUUGAAGAUAUGCGUUGGCUCUUGGUACCAAUCCCAUAUCGUGCGUCUUGCCUGAUAGUUGUUUAAAUAUUCCAUUAAGCUGAGAGUUGAUAGAUGGCUAUUUUUGUCUUCACAAUGUAAUUCAGGUAAGUUUUCAUAACUUUUUCAUCACAAGGGCUACUCCUAGCAGCUUUGGCAGAAAUGAAAGGACUCUAUGGAUGACAUGGAGCAAAAGGUGCAAUUAAUUAAACGGGGGGAAGGGGUUGGGGGGGGGGUGUCUGAAUUGCGAGCGUGUUGACAUCCUGUUGGGGGUGAUGGCUGCAGAGGUGGGAGGGGGUGCAGCAGUCCACAGAGGCCUACGUGACAUUCCUGAGGGACGUCUGCUGGCUGGUUGGCUCUUUGUUCUCUUUUUGCCUUUAGAGGAGGAAAAUGGCUAAUGUCAAAGACAAGUGGGGUUUUCUGAGGUGCACAUUUUCAGUGUCCUAGCUGUCGCACCUUACCACUUCUCUUAUCAAUGUGCUGAUCUUUUUGACUCUUUAUUAUCUUCUCCACUAUGUGCUUAUGCAUAUUUGCCUCUUCAUUGGUAGUGUGUCUAUGUUUGGCAUCGGCUGUGGUGGGAGUUGGGGGGGGUGGGGAGGGAGUGCCGGGACGUUUUGACUUUUAUGUGCACAUUGAAAAAGCUGGCGGGGUCAAAUGACACAUCAAAGUGGUUACUACACAUCCUGCUGCACUCGUUGUAUUUGAAAUAGUUUGCCAAAUGGUUUACAAAUGUUUCCACAGAAAUCCUGUAUAAUCUGCUCAGUUUUAGGGGAGUCUAUUCAGCCCCGUGUGUUCCUUAGCCUUGAUUUUAGUCCCAUGUAACCAGUGAGAGUGUGUUCAAUGUGUUUAGAAACCCAUUAUCUUUUUCUGAAACAUUUAAUGAAGGAGGGACAUAUAUUUAUGCUAAGUGCCGACACGUUUUAUUAAAUGAAACUGCAGACGUCGCAGAGAAGUUUGGUGGUGAUCCUUUUUUUUUUUUUUCCAGCGUGUAUUGGUAAAGGGUUGAUCUCUGGUGCUUCAGCCAACAUUUAAAGGCCUUUUUUUGACCUGUUUUGUCCCAUGUGAUGCACACUUACUUGCUUGCAAGUUAAUUCUGCAGCCGCCACUUUUGUAUUUCAGUCCGUGGAUUAAUAAACAAGUUGACAGCUUAAUUUGGAAAAGAAUAUUGUGUUCUGCUUCAGUGUUGGGAUAACAUGGUCAUGUCUGUGUUUGAAAUUUUUAGCUUCCAGAAAGCACACGGUUCCCCUGAACUGUGGCUUGUCACCUUGAGGGCAGGUGUUCGGUCUCUUGCACUUCAUUUUCUUAUAGAUAGCUUACUGUCCUGUGAGUGGACUUGAGAGAGCUUCUAUGUGAUGUGAUGACAAAAAGAAAAUAUAUUUAUGAAGAGCAUCUGUGGUGGACCCACAUCUCGCCUUGAUACAGAGCCAGAAAGUCACGCGGCUACACUACCAGUGAUCAGAGCCAUCAGAGGAUCUGGGUCAGACAUUUAAAAUCCUUCUGAUUUCUACUUUUUUUUUUUUUUUUUUGUUCUAAACAAGAGAAGGUUUGGACGACAAUCCAGUACAAUGUGUGCCAAACAAAAUCAAUCAACUGAAAAGCGCUGAAAAAUCUGUUAUAACUUGACCCUGACCUCUGUGGUAAAAAAAUAAAAAUGUAAUGAAGCUUGCGUACUAAGCCUCAGUGUUAUCAUAUUUAUUGAAACACUUGCCAAGUGAAGGUACUGAAAUUUAGGGGGUUAUAACAGUGAGCGAGUGAAUAUGCUGCGAGUUUCGUCCACCAUUCUCUGCUCUGUGGGUUUUUUCCCCUCCUUUAUUGGAUCGGACUAUGUAUUCUUUCUCUGGGUCGAAGGCACUGAAACUGCACCAAUGCAAUGGGCCUGCAUCCAUGCAACUUAGACGUCCAUUCAACCACGCUCGUUGGUACUCUGAGGUGUGUGUGUAUGUGUGCAUACACUUUGAUGGCUGUUGCUUAUGCUUGAGAUCCAUUCUGGUUCUUGGGAUGGACAUAGUGAUAUGAAAAGCUAUCUUUGCAUCGUUUUCUUUUGGAAGGUUGACACACCUUGACACAUGUAUUUAGGACCACUUAAGACGACAGACUUUCUUUUUUUUCUUUUUUUUUUAAGAGUUAAAAUUAACUUGUGUAGUGGUGUACAAAUUGAACGUAAUGUAUUUUUUGUUUGAUUUUCUUUCUUUCUUUCUUUCUUUUUUUUUAAGUAUACCAAAUGUAAAUUCUGUACAAUGAGUGUGCCAAUCCCCUUUCUUUGUAAAGCCAGAUUCUUAACAAGUGCCAAUGUUGUGAAAAAUCAGAGGGCCCGUGAAUUUCAUGGUCCAGUUUUUAAAACAAACACUAAAGUAUGUGAUUAAUUAACAACAAAAAAGGACAAUUUUAUUCUAUAUUUAAGAUUAACGAUGAACUGCUGUUUUUAAGAUAAGUGUCAUUUUAAUUGCAUGUGUUUGUCAUGUUGGGGAGGGAGUGGGUGGGUGAGAUACUCUAUUCAUGCAACGCCCUCAAGAAAAGGGUCCUAAUGGUUAUUGAGUUACAGUAUUUUAGCCAUAUUUCUCUUUUUGUAUGUUUCAUUUCAACCACUGUUGCCUGAACCUCAUUCAAACAUGAAAAUGAUUUUUACAUAGCCUUCUCCUUUAAAUGUUUUAAAUUGGAAUAAAAUAUGUUCCUAUACUCUC
This is a messenger RNA of Mugil cephalus (flathead mullet), 6504 nucleotides long. Its product is annotated as guanine nucleotide-binding protein subunit alpha-11. The transcript is spliced from 7 exons. Bases 1087 to 2166 code for a protein of 359 amino acids. Lineage: Eukaryota; Metazoa; Chordata; Actinopteri; Mugiliformes; Mugilidae. Gene Ontology annotation, molecular function: guanyl nucleotide binding; G-protein beta/gamma-subunit complex binding; G protein-coupled receptor binding. The record is from RefSeq and is a predicted model, not a curated record. Gene Ontology annotation, biological process: action potential; adenylate cyclase-modulating G protein-coupled receptor signaling pathway; phospholipase C-activating dopamine receptor signaling pathway. Gene Ontology annotation, cellular component: heterotrimeric G-protein complex.